Misgurnus anguillicaudatus (oriental weatherfish) is the source of this 1500-nucleotide messenger RNA. Lineage: Eukaryota; Metazoa; Chordata; Actinopteri; Cypriniformes; Cobitidae. The record is from RefSeq and is a predicted model, not a curated record.
AUACAUACUGUAAAUCCAUCAGCGAUGGAAAGGCUGUUUCAUGUGCUGCUUUUUUCAGGACUUUGUCCAUUCUCCCAGAGCAUCUCACCUGGAUAUAUUUUGAUCCCGAGCCAGACGUCCUGGGAUCAGGCACAAGCUUACUGCCAACAGAAUCAAUUUGACCUGGUCACUGUUCAAAGCAGUGAAGACUGGAAAAUAAUACAAGCAACAGUUGAACCUGCAUUGACUUCAAUGGCCUGGGUCGGACUGUACAAUGACCCUAAAAAGUGGUGGUGGUCUUACAAAAAUGAGACUUUGACAUUCUUUGGUUGGGGUCCUUCCCAGCCAAACAAUGUACAUGGAAGACAGGAAUGUAGUGAGAUGGAACCUGAAGGGUGGGACGAUCGGCCAUGCAGUGAACAAUAUCCUUUUUUUUGCUUCAAUGAGAAUGAUACAGGAGAAAACCGUUUUGUUUUUAUAAAUGAUACCUGGAUGUCCUGGCAUGAUUCUCAGACAUACUGCAGACAGCAUUACACAGACCUGGCAACCAUUCGGAGUGAACCUGAGCAUUUCAAGCUGAUGUAUAUGAUGAUGGGAUAUGAAAGAGCAUGGCUUGGUCUGUUCAGACCCUGGAGGUGGUCAGAUGGAACAAAUGUCAGCACUUCCUCUAUUACCUGGGGAAUCGGACAACCUGACAUGACUGGGACAGACACACUUUGUGGUGCUGCCGAUCCUGAUGGCCUGAUAGAUGAUCUGAUCUGCUCAAAUAGCCUUCCUUUCAUUUGUACACAAUGGUCAAAGGAGGCAAUUGUAAGAUUGGAGGUGAAAUCUGAUAAGAAUCUAACUGACCCAGCAGUGAUGGAAACCAUCUUAAAUUCGGAAUCCUUGGAGAGCUUUGACAAUGUCCUCUGGGUGUGCACCUUCUAAUUCUAUAGACUCCAGACCCAUGAUGUCAUUAAAGACAAACGGCAGAAUAGAUUCUCCACUUUUAAUGUAAUAGGUUUUGUACUAUAAAAGAAACAAUUGGUUACAUUUCAAAUACAUUAUGAUGGACACAUACACAGCAAAAUCACCAGUGUUAAAAUUAACACUGAUCGGUGUCUAUAAGGGUCAACUCUACACUCCAAGUAACAUUUUAUGAGAUGUUUUUAAAAUGUAAAAUAAGUAAUCAGUGUCCCCAGAGUGUGUAUGUGACAUUUUAAUUCAAAAUACCCCACAGAUAAUGUAUUAUAGCAUGUUAAAGUUGCCACUUUAUAGUGGCGAGCAAAAUGUGCCAUUUAUGGAUGUGUUACUUUAAAUGCAAAUGAGAUGAUGAAAUGCAAACAAUAUCAUCAUAAUGGUGUUUGUUGAAAUUGAAACUCAAUUCUGCUGUCAAUUACUCUCCCUCACUCUUCUUUUUCAUGCUUUCCAUAUUUAUUGAAGCACUGGGGACCCAAUUAUUGCAUAGAAAAGACAGAUUUUCAUGAUAAUGAUAUAAAACAUUAUUCCUGAAUGUUCUGUAACUAGUUCAGCUAAAACAAA